AUGUCGCGUCCACAAAUCUUGAGAAUGGCUACUACAUCUCAUUGUAUACCACAAGAACCACAACUUGAGUCGCCCAGUUCCCAAGUCUCCCAGGCCCCAUCUCUCACCUACUCAUCCUCUUCUUCCUCCGACCUCGAACCCGAAGAAAUUGAGCCACGUCGCCGCCGGGCCUCGACCAAACUUAUAUCACAAAAUGCUACCGAUAUGCAAAGAAUUAUCGGAGGAGCGGGUGCAAGAUUGCUGGAAAAAUGUUGUGGCGGGGGUUGCUGUAUGGCAAUUACCAAAACCAAUGGUCUCACAUAUGAAAGACCCAGGUUACCAGAUGAUGAUGCUUACAGGAGCUUGGAACUAAAGAUUGACACAAUUCCUACACGAUUGACCAGUCUGCCAGAUUUACCCGAGAAGAAUAUGGAGAUUCUUCCUUUGCAGAAGGAGAAAGGUCAAGAUCUUGUCGAGGGUAUGAAAUCUUUGGAAGUCAACGAGAAUCGAGGAGCCAUCACUGUUGAGCCAUCAAUGGAUGUCGUAGAUGUCGCAGAUAUUCAACAGGCCAUCUCGCACACUGAUUCUGGAAUUGGCAUGGAAAAUGGUUCAAUUGACUUCACACCACAUCAUGCAAAAUCAGAUGUCGACACCAAAGUUCAACCACCUUCGUUCGUUCAACCACAUCCACCUUAUGAAGUUUACUCUGCGAGAAUAUUUAACACUAGAGAAUUGACGAAACCUGGUGCGGAGAAGAGAACCUUUCAUUUCGAUCUGGAUGUGACGGAUUAUCCAGAGGAAGGUGGUGUUGAUUUCAAGGUUGGUGGCGCAAUUGGUGUUAUGGCACCAAAUGAAGAAUCAAUGGUUGAAGAAGUAUUGGAUUUGUUAUCAAUCCCAAGAUUUCUUCGUGAUCGAAAGAUUUUAUUGAAGACAUUUUCCGGAAGAUGGCCUACAAUGUGGGGAGAUGAUAAACCAAGAGAAUUAAUCACAACUAGACGUGAUCUAUUAACUUGGUGUUCCGAUAUUCAAUCAUAUCCCCCAAAUAAGAAUAUUUUACGAUUACUUGCCGAAUAUGCCAUCGAUCCAGAAGAGAAGAAGAUUUUAUUAUAUCUAUGUUCCGCAGAAGGACAAGGAACAUUCUGCGAUUUCAGAACUGGACCACAUAUUACUAUCCCUCAACUACUUCACGCAUUCUCAUCUAGCAAACCACCUCUCGAUCAUCUUCUUUCAGUACUCGAAACUUUGAGACCUCGAUUUUACUCCAUGUCAAACGAUCCUCAAGAAAAUUGUGUACCAGUUGAAGGAUGUAGCCGACUCAUCGAAAUCGCAGUCACUGUUCAUGAAACGAAAGAUUGGCGCGGUGGAAAUCGAACUGGUCUUGGGUCAGGAUUUUUUGAACGACAAGCCAGAAAAUUUAUCGAAGCUGAAAAGAGAGGAGAAAAGGUCAACGUUAGAAUUCCCAUGUUCAAAGGAUUGAUGGCAAAUCCUCUGGCUAGAGAAUUCGUUUCCGAUGGACCUAUGCUUUUGGUGGGUGCAGGUGUAGGAAUUGCCCCAUUUAGAGGAUUCGUUCAACGUCGUCUCAAGAAUGCCAAUUGUGCAAAUAAAGUUUGGGUCCUUCAAGGAGUUAGAGACUCACUUCUUGAUGAAUUAUAUUCUGGUGAAUGGGGUGUGCAUGAAUCGGAAGUUAAAAAGGUUGUUCAAAGUCGAAGACCUGGUACUAAACAAGUGAGCAAAUAUGUUCAGGAUGAAGUUAGAAACGAAGCAGAUUUGGUCUGGUUUAUCAUUAAUGCUUUGGAUGGUAGAAUUUUUGUUUGUGGCAGUAGUAAGGGAAUGGGUGAAGGUGUUGAGGAGGCACUUGUUGAUGUUGCCAUGGAGAAAGGUAAUUUGGAUAGGGAGGAAGCGAAGAACUUUUGGAAGUUGAAGAAUGAAGCAGGACAAUAUAUUGCCGAGACUUGGUAG
Messenger RNA from Sclerotinia sclerotiorum 1980 UF-70, 1938 nucleotides. RefSeq lists its product as hypothetical. Gene Ontology annotation, biological process: homocysteine metabolic process. Gene Ontology annotation, cellular component: cytosol. The transcript has a single exon. The record is from RefSeq and is a predicted model, not a curated record. Gene Ontology annotation, molecular function: flavin adenine dinucleotide binding; FMN binding; [methionine synthase] reductase (NADPH) activity. NCBI's taxonomy places the organism in Eukaryota, Fungi, Ascomycota, Leotiomycetes, Helotiales, Sclerotiniaceae. The coding region runs from base 1 to 1938 and encodes 645 amino acids.